Carcharodon carcharias (great white shark) is the source of this 924-nucleotide messenger RNA. RefSeq lists its product as uncharacterized. The transcript is spliced from 5 exons. Lineage: Eukaryota; Metazoa; Chordata; Chondrichthyes; Lamniformes; Lamnidae. Gene Ontology annotation, biological process: regulation of heme biosynthetic process. Gene Ontology annotation, cellular component: mitochondrial membrane. Bases 209 to 514 code for a protein of 101 amino acids. The record is from RefSeq and is a predicted model, not a curated record.
AUACCACUUUCAAAAUAAUGAAUUUGUUGCCAAUAUGGCGCCGAACAUGCGCUGAGAUGUGGAAAUGUUUAUGUAAUUUGAGGAAAAGAUAGAAUCAAACAGUGGAUAUCGGAAAAAGAGCGACUGUUUACCGGUGGUUGCUGCGGGUCGAAGGUGGGAAUCUCAGACAGCGGAAAGCGGGAGAUCAAUCCAGGCUCAGAAUUGAAGAAUGCCAGUCGAUUGGAUAAGCUAUUCCUAUGCUGCUAUUGUGACAGUGGGUGGCAUCCUAGGAUACACUCGGAGAGGGAGUGUGAUGUCUUUAAUUUCUGGACUGCUUUUUGGAUCUCUAGCAGGAUACGGUGCUUAUCAAGUUUCAAAUGACCCGCAAAAUGUGAAGAUUUCCUUGAUAACUGCAGGAAUUUUGACCACAGUAAUGGGUGUGCGCUAUAGAAGGUCUGGAAAGUUAAUACCCGCCGGUCUCAUCGCUGGUAUCAGCUUGUUUAUGGUUCUACGAUUGGUAAUUGUGAUGCUUUAAAUCUACAAUCAACUCACUACAACGUAAUACAGAAUUGCUAUAAAUGUUUUUACUCUAGGAUCAUCUUUAGAUGGUAACUACUCUGCAAAAUAAUUCUAGAGAAGUCAAAACUUGAUACAAAGUAACAGUUCAAUCAGAGAUAUCUACUGUAGCAAUAAUUGUUUGUAUUUAUAUUACUUUGUGUACUAAUGAAGUUGGGCCAAAGUUGUAACAAGCUGGCAUGCAUCCCCUUUUCAGAUGGCAUCACUGACAAAGUAAUUCUUAGACUAAUGUAUAAAACAAAUUUAUGAACAUUAUUACCAGAUGUGUAGGUGUACAGAUAUUAGGGGACCUUAAUAUGUUUUGCCCUUUCUAAAUGUUUGAAUCACUGUAAUACAUCCCACAUGCAGUUGAUUAAACUUUUGGACUUA